GGACAUGAACAUGUCAAGAUCUUUGGAUAGAUUUCUAUACGCCUCUGUGCUGAUAUUUUAUUGUUUUAAAUUUGUAUCCAUCUAUGGAAAACCUCAAAACUUGAUUUCUUCAUGUGAAACUAAGCUGAUGGUCCAGAGAGGCAUGGGAUGGAAAGCCGCCCCAUGGCAAAAUCUGACAGUCAGCUGUACUGUCAAACUCUGUGGAGAGUCGCUCAAUGUCUCCUGGUGUAAACUAACUGACACAAUUCAUUGUCAACGAAUAAACAACAGAAGGAAUGUGGAAAUAACACAGACCGACAAUGAUGUCAAGGAACUGACAUCUUUUUUGACUUUCAAAUGGAUUUCCACUCGCGAUGAUGGCCUGUACAGAUGUGAUUUGAAAGAAUACAAAUAUGAGCUGAUAAGUCAUACCAUCAACAUCUCAGUUUCAGACAUAUACCAUGGGGUUGAAAGCUCUGACAAUGGUGCAGAUGACAAGUCACAAAGUGUUGUUUAUGACGUUGAUAAGGCCACUUCCUGGCUGCCUUAUUUUGUCAUCGUCAUCAGCAUAUCUUUUCUGGUCCUCUCACUGACAGCUAUAACUUUCUCAUGUUUUUAUGCCUGGAAACGAAUUCUGACCAACAACCCCACAAAGGCGCAAGAAAUAUCCAUUCAUACGCUACCCGAGGACUCUAAGGGGAGUGUUCCUUCCACUUCUGCCAUGCACCACUCUCCAACUAAUGCAGGCACACCACCUUCCCUGAUGACCAAUGGAAACCAGCCUACUGUGGCACAUACAGCAGAUAACAGUCAAGUGUCAGACCAUGCAGUGUAUGCCGCCAUCAACCAUAAACAGUCCCGGAUGCCUGCCAGAGAGCAGAGGACCUCGACUAAGCAUGACAAUCCGGAGUACGCCUCCAUCAAUGUGUCUUGAACAUUUUUGAUUGGUCAUGGACUCGUACAGAUGAAAAUGUUGGUUGAAAAAUGUACAGUACACA
This is a messenger RNA of Scomber scombrus (Atlantic mackerel), 977 nucleotides long. Its product is annotated as B- and T-lymphocyte attenuator. The transcript has 6 exons. NCBI's taxonomy places the organism in Eukaryota, Metazoa, Chordata, Actinopteri, Scombriformes, Scombridae. Gene Ontology annotation, molecular function: signaling receptor activity. Gene Ontology annotation, biological process: immune response-regulating cell surface receptor signaling pathway. Gene Ontology annotation, cellular component: plasma membrane. The coding region runs from base 5 to 913 and encodes 302 amino acids. The record is from RefSeq and is a predicted model, not a curated record.